UAUUAUCUAACAAGAUAUUCUCCAAGGAUACGCCUACUUUCAAAUCAAUUUAAAAAUAAAUAACCAUCAAUACGCAGUUUCAUAGAUAAAAUUUCAUUUUAUUGUUCGCUUUUAAUUUCAUUUAAAUUGACUGUGGUUUUACAUUACAAAUACGUGAGAAUUAGCCUUCAGAAAUUCUGCAUACCGGAAUGAAAUCAUUUUUGAACAUAUAUUGUUCACAUAAAUCGAUGUUACUAUGAAUUGACGCUUAGCAAACCAUGAUACAGCAAGCACGUGCUUUGUGAAAAUACAAGUUUCUGUAUCUGUAUACUUAUAACCUAGAUACAUGAACAAUAUUUUGGGAGAAUAAUAUUUCGAUGAAGUGAAAUAGAAUUAAUUGAUUCUAUAGUAGGAUUAAAGUACGUCUUUUUGAAACAUAGUGGUUAGACGCAUUUUCGCAUUACAAUGUAUCAGAAGUUAAGUUUUGAAGUCGAAUAUCUUACUGAGCAACAUCUUACCGGCUUCGAGACUUAUAAAUAUAGCUCAGUGGAUACAAGUCCUCUUAGUGUAUACAUUAUGCAUCCAUUUUGGAAUAAAGUAGUUCAUUACUGUCCAAAAUGGGUUGCUCCAAAUGUAUUAACUUUCUUUGGAUUUCUUUUUACUGUGUUCAACUUUACAUUAUUUGCAUUUUAUGAUUAUUAUUUAUAUGCAUCAAGUGAUGAUAAAUUACAAUAUCCCCCUAUACCAAGAUGGGUCUUUGCCUUAGGUGCAUUCAAUGUAUUUAUGGCAUAUACUCUUGAUGGUAUUGAUGGCAAACAAGCACGACGUACACAGACAUCUGGACCUUUAGGAGAAUUAUUUGAUCACGGAUUAGACAGUUGGACAACAAUGCUUAUUAGUGUUUGUAUGUUUUCUGUCUUUGGACGGACAGAUUUUAGUGUAUCACCAUUAAGAAUGUAUUUCAUCUUAUGGAAUGUGUUUAUCAGUUUCUAUUUGACUCAUUGGGAAAAGUAUAAUACAGGGGUAUUAUUCCUUCCUUGGGGAUAUGACCUAUCUAUGGUAGGUACUAUUAUUGUUUUUAUCAUAUCUAGUAUAGGUGGACAUAGAACUUGGAAAAUUGUUUUUCCUGGUGGUAUACCAGUGGGAGUAAUGUUUGAAAUAUUACUUUAUGUUACUGCAAUUGUAUCUAGUUUACCUGUGGUUUUGUGGAAUAUAUACAAAUCAUAUAGAGAUAAAACUGGUAAAAUGCGAACAUUUGUAGAUGCUAUAAGACCUUUAUUGCCUUUAGCAGUACUCUUUAUGAUUUCAACAAUUUGGAUAGUCCAUUCACCUAGUAAUAUCAUAGAAAAAGAUCCCAGAAUAAUUUUUUUAGCAAUUGGAACUAUUUUUUCAAAUAUAUGUUGUCGUUUAAUUGUAUCACAAAUGAGCAAUACUAGAUGUGAACUAUUAUCAUGGAUAUUACUACCUAUAGCAGUUGCAGCAAUAUUUUCAUUUAUCUUACCUAAUAUAGACUUAGUGUUUACAUAUAUUCUUGCUAUUAUAGCUUUAUUAGCACAUAUUCAUUAUGGAACAUGUGUGGUACGUCAAAUGUGUCGUCAUUUUCGUAUUUAUACAUUCCGUAUUAAAGAUCGUACAGACUGACUACUUGCUGACGAUACAUGUUAAAAACGAAGAAAUAUGAACAAACGGUCGGAAAGAGCUACGAAUCAGUAAGUAUAGAACAGAAAGAAAUUUUGAAAUUAUGAUUAAUAAGAAAAAAAUGCAUUUUGAUUAUAAAUAUGCAAAUAUUUAACAGUAGAUAGUAAUAGUUUAUUCAAAUAUGUAAUCAUCACUGAUCAUAUUCAAAAGAAGAAGUACCUGUUAUGUAAUAUUAAUUAUUCAUUUGCAGAGAUAAAACAAUUUAAUCUUAUAUUAUUAUGAUAUAAUUACAUAAUUAUUUCAUGAAUUUUUCUGUUCGUAACUCUGACUGUGCAUAGAAUAUUUAUUUUUGCACAUGCGAAGCUUUCUAGCUUUGAAUGCACAUCGAAUUCUUCGUUUUUAAUAUGUAUUGUCUGAGAAAUAAAAUUAUAAAUCUAGCUUGCUCAAUAUUCUCAUGAAAUGAAUAUCUUCUCCAUUGCAGAAAUUUUUUUUAUUUAAAAUAAUUAUUAAAGGAAAAAGUUUUCGUAAUAUAUGAAAACUGAGCAAGUUGGAAUGAUAUACGGAUGGAUAAUAUGAUAGAGAUGAAUAAUAUUGGUAUAUAUCUAUAAUAAGAUACAUGAAAGAGAUUAUUUAUUUUGAGUAAGAAUGCAUGUAUAUGUUAUAUUAUACUUAUAGUAAUCAGUUUCCAAUAAUAAAAUAUUUUUGCAAAUGUACAAAAUUUCGUGUAUUAACACACGAAUCAAUAAAUUUUGAGCUAGAUUAAAGAACUCGAGGAUUAAUGAAACUAAUAAAAAAAUAUGCUUCAUGUUUCUAAAAUGAAAUAAAAAAAUAUAAAUUUUUAACGUGGAAAAAAUAUAUAAAAUCUAUAUUAUAAUCGGAAAUAUAAAAUAAUUUUUUUAACAUAGGCAUCAUAUAAUAAUUAAUUCUUUUUUAUUAAUCUCGAUUUAUUACAAUCAAAUACAUAUUAAUUUUAAUUAAAUUUUCACAUGAAAAAUAUAUUGACAAAAUAUAUUACAAUGCUGAGUAAAAGAAUGUAAAUUUCAAUUAUUAUUUAAAUUAUUUUUUAUUUCUAUAAAUGUUAAUGGAUUCAAAACAUCAAUUUAAUCUAAAUCAAGUAAUAUUUUCCACGUUUUAGAAUCAAUCAUGAAAAAAUUAAUUUAUUUAAAAAUGUUUUAAAAAAUUUAUUUAAAAAUAUUUAAAAAUUAUUAUAAAUUUUAAUUGAUUUUAUUUGAUAAUUAUAUUUGAUUCCAUUUAAUGACUGCAUCAUAAAGUUUGAAAUGAUUAUAUGAAUAUUCAGUUAAAUUUUUUAUUUGUUAAUUUAAUAUAUUAUUAAUCCAUUUCAUAUUAUUAAUAAUUAUAAUUUUAAAAAUACUCUGUAGAAAAUAUAUUAUAUUUAAAAAAAAAAACAAAUUUGCAUUUGUUUGAAAUCUUAGAAAGAGUUGAAUGUUAAAUAGUGGUAACAAAUUUUUUGUAAAUUUUAGUGUAUGUAUAUAAAUAGUUAAAAAAAAAAUUAACAUGAAUGAAUAUGAAACUAUUUCGAAAUGCUAAAUUUUUUAAUUGAAAUAUUUAUGAAUACACUUGUAUAAAUAGUAAUCUAAAAACUAUGUAAUCUAUUUUAAUUGAAGUAUUCUUAUAUAACUUUAUUCUUUAGAUAUUUAAUUUUUUCUCAUAUGUAAUAACAUAUUGUUUGUAAGUUUAUAUUGUUAAUAAUUCAUCGAAUAUAAUAUGUAUAAUGUAUUAUUCUUUAAAUCUUCGUUUUUGCCAAAGAUAAAAACAAUCAUUUUACAUAAAUUAUAUUUUGUUUAUUCCUAAAAGUUAUAUGUACAUUUUAUUUAUAUAUUUUUAAUCUAUUGAUAAUAUAAUUAAAAACGCAAAAUACAAUUAUA
Apis cerana (Asiatic honeybee) is the source of this 3503-nucleotide messenger RNA. RefSeq names its product ethanolaminephosphotransferase 1. Gene Ontology annotation, molecular function: ethanolaminephosphotransferase activity. The record is from RefSeq and is a predicted model, not a curated record. Gene Ontology annotation, biological process: phosphatidylethanolamine biosynthetic process. Gene Ontology annotation, cellular component: endoplasmic reticulum membrane; Golgi apparatus. NCBI's taxonomy places the organism in Eukaryota, Metazoa, Arthropoda, Insecta, Hymenoptera, Apidae.